Molecule: messenger RNA, 867 nt
Organism: Drosophila kikkawai
Lineage: Eukaryota; Metazoa; Arthropoda; Insecta; Diptera; Drosophilidae
Product: phenoloxidase-activating factor 2-like
Biological process (GO): proteolysis
Molecular function (GO): serine-type endopeptidase activity
Source: RefSeq, a predicted model, not a curated record
AUGAACGGACACUGGCCACUGGGGCUUCUCUUUUUCGGCUGCUUCCUAUUAAGCGAUGACCGUGUGAUAGGCGUAUAUGCAGACGGUAAUCCAGAUGGACUUUGCGGAAUGAGUAACCCAAGAGGCCUGGGUGAAAAUAAAUUUAAUGGUGCGCUGCCUGAAAAAGGGCAGUACCCCUGGAUAACGGCCUUGCUCGAAAAUGGCAAAUACCUCGGCGGCGGUUCUCUGAUUGCCCCAGGUCUGGUCCUGACCGCCGGUCACCUCAUGUUUAACAAGUUGAAGACAGAUAUCGUGGUCAGGGCCGGCACCUGUUAUUCUGAAUUAGUGACGAUUAGAGACAAUCCCCCGCCUGAAAGUCGCCAGGUGUUCAGGAUCAUGGUGCACGAGACAAGUGACCUGGCGCUUAUCUUCUUAAGCUCGCCGUUCGUACUGAAGCCCCACAUCCAGACCAUAUGCUUGCCCAGACCAAGAAAGUCGUUCCGCUACGGAGACUGCAAGGUUGCCGGAUGGGGAAAGAAAUCGUACCGCCGUUCUGACUACUUAAACUACCUUAAGGUAGUUGACCUGGUCAUGGUGAACAGAGAUAUAUGCGAAAAUAAGCUGCGUCACAAGUUAAGGCCGAGCUUUAUACUGCCCAACAGCCUGAUGUGCGCCGAAAGUGUGACGGGCUGGGGUAUUACCCACGGCGAUGAAGGAGCUCCCCUGUUCUGUGCUCUCGAAAGGGACCCACAGCGCUACGAACAGGUGGGCAUUGUCAGCUGGAGUGUCGAUCGAGAUGUUCCGUCAACCUUCACCAAUUUGGCCAUGUUCAGGGACUGGAUUGAUCCCCAUAUGGCGCAAGUAGUUAGCGUACCUGGAAAUUUUUAG